Exserohilum turcica Et28A is the source of this 769-nucleotide messenger RNA. RefSeq lists its product as uncharacterized. The transcript has a single exon. Lineage: Eukaryota; Fungi; Ascomycota; Dothideomycetes; Pleosporales; Pleosporaceae. Gene Ontology annotation, cellular component: nucleolus. Bases 21 to 446 code for a protein of 141 amino acids. The record is from RefSeq and is a predicted model, not a curated record.
CCAGCACCAGCACCGCCACCAUGCCCUCGUCUGAGUAUUCCACAGCCUCGGGUGGCGCACUCAAACUCAAGGGUGCUGGGGUCGACAAGAAGAAGAAGAAAAAGAAGCCCAAGUCGACGACCGACGCCGCCACAGCCGCCGACGGAGCCUCUACGAGUGUCGCCAAACGACCCAGAACAGACGACGACGGCGGCGGCGCACAGUCACACUCAGGUACCCCGGCGCGCUCACUAUCGCCCGAGACGGCCGAGCGAUCGAUACGAGAAGGCGGGGGCAGACAAAAGACGGAGGCGGAGCGACGAUACGAUGAAAUGCGACGCAAGAGACUGGAGGAAAGGCUGAGAAAGGAGGGCGUCAAGACACACAAGGAAAAGGUCGAGGAGCUCAACAAGUACCUCAGCGGCCUGAGCGAGCACCACGACAUGCCAAAGAUAGGACCUGGCUAAGGCACCAUGAAUGCGAGCCAAGUCGCAGUCAUGAGCGACGCUCCGACAGAAGACAGGCUGUACUGUGCGACUGUGGUCCCCAGUCGGCAGUACACACAGGCUGUACAGGGCAUGUCUACAAGGACGCCAAAAUACUACAAGAUGCGUACAGAUGCUGACGGGCUUGCAAAGGGCGUCGACGAGGAGCGCGCCAGGGUCAUCCAUGGGGGGUUAGAAUUUGGGCCGCACGCAAGCUAGGCAGACGGGAGGCGCCUGCGUGGAACAUUCCAUCAGUAACAGAAAUUCAAUCCAUGUCAUGCACCACCUCGACGGAAGGCUAGUCU